This is a messenger RNA of Protobothrops mucrosquamatus (brown spotted pit viper), 498 nucleotides long. RefSeq names its product serpin A12-like. Gene Ontology annotation, biological process: negative regulation of endopeptidase activity. Gene Ontology annotation, molecular function: serine-type endopeptidase inhibitor activity. The annotation marks the transcript as partial. The transcript is spliced from 2 exons. NCBI's taxonomy places the organism in Eukaryota, Metazoa, Chordata, Lepidosauria, Squamata, Viperidae. The record is from RefSeq and is a predicted model, not a curated record.
GGCCUGUUUCUAAAGGAAGGCAUACAACCAUUGCAGACAUUUUUAGAUAAGAUUAAGGAAUUCUAUGAUGCAGAAAUCCAAGCCACAAAGUUUCAGGAACCAAAAGAAGCUGAAAAACAGAUCAAUGAUUAUAUAAAGAAAAAAACACAUGGAAAAAUUGUGGAAAUAGUCAAGGAUCUUGACCCAGAAACUGCCUUUGUUCUCACAAACUACAUAUUCUUUAAAGGUAACUGGAAGAUUCCAUUUGAUUCACAGCUCACAAGGGAAGAGGACUUCUUUGUGGAUCACAACACAACUGUCAAAGUCCAAAUGAUGCAGAGGACCGGUUGGUUUUACUCCUAUUUUGAUAGCCAGCUGUCUUGCCGAGUAUUGCAGAUAGACUAUAAUGGUACAGCCACCACUUUUUUUGUUUUGCCUGAUCCUGACAAAGAGAAGGAAUUGGAUGAGGCUCUGUCAAUAAAUACUCUAAACAAAUGGGCAAAAAAUGUAUACAGGUAA